Molecule: messenger RNA, 5904 nt
Organism: Schistocerca serialis cubense
Lineage: Eukaryota; Metazoa; Arthropoda; Insecta; Orthoptera; Acrididae
Gene: RasGAP1
Product: GTPase-activating protein
Exons: 21
Coding region: 59-2812 (917 amino acids)
Biological process (GO): intracellular signal transduction; regulation of GTPase activity
Source: RefSeq, a predicted model, not a curated record
ACAGCACACGCCAUUCACUCGUUCCGUCGCUCGCGUUUGUCAUUCGGGAUGGAGCAACAUGGCGGACAUGAGACAUGAAGUACGGGUUGAAGAGCGUUUAAAAAUAAAAAUCGGUGAAGCAAAAAAUCUCCAGUGUCGUAGUCAUGGUUCAGUUGGUCAACGUGAUGUGUACUGCACAUUGACACUUGAUCAGGAAGAAAUUUUCCGCACUACUACUAUCGAACGAACUCUAAACCCCUUCUUUGGUGAGGAGUUUCAAUUUGAAGUACCAAGAAAAUUUCGCUACUUGUCAGUGUAUGUUUAUGACCGGGACCGUCAUCUGAAACAGGACAAGGUGCUGGGGAAGGUAGCCCUGAAACGUGAGGAACUGAAUAGCUAUCACAAUAAAGAUCAUUGGUUCCUCAUUCGACCCGUCGAUGCAGAUAGUGAAGUUCAGGGUAAAACACAUAUAGAAGUUAAAAUUGAACCUGUUAUAAAAUCAGUUGAUAAUGAGCAGCAGAACAGUAGAGCAGUUGUGAGGCUUAUUGAGUGCAGUGACCUGACAAUAAAAAAUGGAAACUGUGAUCCAUUUGCAACUGUAACUAUGUGCUACUCUAAUGGCAAGCAAGAAACAAGGAAAACAAAAGUUAAGAAAAAAACUGUUUCCCCUCUGUUCGACGAAGUCUUGACAUUUGAACUUCCAGGUUUGCGUGGCCAGAAUCAUGACAGGGAUACAUAUUCAAUUCAGCAAGAAGAUGUUGAAUUCAAUGAACUUCGUGUGAGCCUGUGGCAUGAUGCACCAGGGAUGUCAGACAAUGUAUUUCUUGGAGAAGUUCGCAUACCUUUGAGGGAGCAGCAACAGCAGCAGUUAGCAAGUACAAAUGCAUGGUAUUUCCUGCAGCCCCGAUCUACUAAAAACCGACCAAGUAAAUCUGUUGGCAAUGGUUCAGGCAUGUUGGGAAGUCCAUCCGACAGUCUUGGAUCUCUCAGAUUAAAGAUUCACUACACAGCUGAUCAUGUGUUUCCUAGUCAUGUAUACAGCCAGCUGCGUUCGUUAAUAUUACAAAGUGUACAUAUUGAGCCAGUCACAUCGAGUGCAGCAUAUAUACUCGGAGAGAUAGUGCCUUGCAAGUUGGAUGCAGCCCAACCACUCGUGAGAGUGUUUAUGCACCAUGGAGAAAUCGUUCCAAUGAUUCGCGCACUUGCACAGUGGGAGAUUUCUAAAGUCACUGAUGCAAAUACAAUUUUCCGUGGUAACACUUUGGUUUCAAAAAUGAUGGAUGAAGUCAUGAGAUUAGCUGGUCGCCACUACUUACAUAACACACUUAGACCAGCCAUUGACCUCGUUUUCCAGGAACGCAAACCAUGUGAAAUAGAUUCCAGCCGUUGUAAGGAUCCUAGUAUAAUACAAACAAAUUUAGCUAAUCUUAAGGAGUACGUUGAAAUUAUAUUUCAAGCCAUCACAUCAUCAGCUCUCCAGUGCCCCACCGUCAUGUGCCAGCUAUUCCAUGAUCUCAAAGAGUUAGCAAGUACUCACUUCAAAGAUAAUAAGGAAGUCAAGUAUUCAGUUAUAUCUGGUUUCAUCUUCCUCAGGUUUUUUGCCCCUGCCAUUUUAGGACCGAAGCUGUUCGAUUUAACAACAGAACAAAUAGACUCUCAGACAAAUAGAACUUUAACUCUUAUUUCCAAAACAAUACAAAGCCUAGGAAACCUUGUAAGUUCACGGUCUUCCCAGCAAACAUUCAAAGAAGAAUAUAUGGUUGCAGUCCACCGAGAGUUUUAUACGGAAAAACAUAUUGAAGCUGUGAGACAGUUCUUGGAAAUAAUCUCAGCUUCGUCCAACCCAGGUCAUAGAAGUUUAGACUCUCCUGUUGUUCUCAAGGAAGGAGUUAUGAUAAAGCGGGCCCAAGGUCGGAAAAGGUUCGGGCGUAAGAACUUCAAGCAGCGGUAUUUCAGACUGACUACUCAAGAUCUCACAUAUUCAAAAACCAAAGGAAAGGAACCACUUUGUUCUAUUCCACUGGACAAAAUACUGGCUGUAGAACGACUACAGGAAGACUCGUUCAAGAUGAAGAAUAUGUUUCAGAUUGUUCAGCCAGAGAGAGCUUUAUACAUACAGGCAAAUAACUGUGUUGAAGAAAAAGAAUGGAUUGAUAUUUUGACAAAGAUAUGCCAGAGGAACAGCAAUCGACUGAAACGAUACCAUCCCUCUGCCUAUAUCAAUGGAACUUGGCUGUGCUGUAGGUCAUCAAAUGAAUUUGAACCAGGAUGCAAGGAUGUCUCACCAGGUUCCGAAGCAGGUCUUCAGAUGAAUUUAGAUCCUGACCGAGAAUUACAGAGAAUUCAUUCUUUAUUUAUUACACAUAUGGCUAAAGUGGAAAGUCUGAAAGGUUUCUUUCCAUUCUACAAAACAGAAAGAAAUCACAGGGCGACUGGUGGAAUUAUAAGGGUGGGUGAAAAACCAGUCUCAUGGUGUGGCAGCCAGUCCCCAGACUGCAACAAUGCAGGCAGGUUUCUCCUCACUGGCUCAGCACUUGUUUCAGCACACAAAGAGUCCUGUGAAUGUCAAGCUGUAUAUACUGGUGAUCUGUGUUUCUUGCCAAAUUUUGUUAUUGAAGAUGUCCAGUCAUGUUUCAAGACACUGACACAAAUCUGUGAAGCUGCUUAUGAAUUGGAACAAGAACAUCGAAAUUAUUUAAGAUCUUUGGCUCGUGAAACUAAGUAUGGGAGCAAGCAAGCACCAAUUGGCGAUGACAACUACCUGUUACUUGCUGCUAGUUUUGGACGUAUGGACAACAGUAUCUUAAGAAAGACUUGCAGUAUACCUAACUGACAAUUACUUCUUUCAUCUUCUGUGAAGUAUGGGAGACUGUUGCUCCAACUAGAGCUUAUUUGGUGCUGUGAAGUUGAUGUUUGAGAAGAUUAAGUGGUAAUUACAGAGCUGGCACAUCAGUGGUAUUUUGUAUUUUUUCAGUUCUUUAAAAUGAAGCAUGUGAAAUUACGUGCUUAAUAUCAGAAAAGUGUAAUUGUGAGGUUCUGAGAAGACAGAAAUCGCAGUGGCAGUGUUCAAAAAGGUAGAGUUGAGAUUAAUGUUUUUUUCGUAGAAUUUUUUAUUGUACAAUAUGCAUAUGUUCUUGCAUGCAAACAUCCAUAUGCAUAGGAGUGCACAUGGCAAGUGCAAUAAAACAGCCAACUAGAUACUGACUAGAACAUAAAAUUUCUGCUAGAAAUAAAAGUGCAUUUGUGAUAACACAAAAUGGACACCAUGUUACUGCUGUAUAUUUAUAGUUGCAAAAACUGUAAGGUACAAUAAGAAAAGGGCAUUUGUAGGGACUGAUAGAUGAUAUGUUCUCAUUAUGCUGUUGGACAUUUUUAAAUGCAAAGUUUGGUGCUGUUAUAUGAUAAGAAAUCUCAUGUGUAAGAAUAUUGUGUGAUUGGGUAACUGGAAGCAUUUAGUCAUAUUGACAUUGUUCUGUAUCAAUCACUUACUUUUGUUUUAACUCUCAUUCCAUUGUGUAAGACUUGCACACCACACACAACAAAAGUGUUUUACUACUCACUAAUUCAUUGCUUUAUGAAAUGUGACUCAUAAAUUAUUUUAUAAAUUGUAUUGCAUGCAAAGGUUUUCAUUUCUGUAACAAUAGGUGCUAUUAUAAAUAUAUUCCCUGAGAUGUUGACAGCUAAUAUUAUAAUCCACAAAUGCUGAUAAUGUUUGAAGAACAGAUCACAAAUUAUUCAUUACAUAACACAAAAUUUUCACAUGCCUCUUUCCAUAGUACUUCCAAGUGCAUUAUUUAUAGAGAACAUUCACCUGAAUAUAGAGAGAUCAUGUCAAUAUUUAAAAAUUCCUAGCACUGUUCUCUCUUACAAAUAUGCAUUCCAAAACAAACUUUAAUUAGAUGUGAUUGAUUGAUUGUAAUUGGGCAUCACAGCCUCAAUAAAUUCCAAUGAGAAUAUGGUUAUUUCCCAAAAGACUUCAGCUACACUGACACAUCAAUGCUGUCUCUCAAAUUUUAUGGAGUUACAGCAAAACUGUCUCUACACUCACAAGUAAGUUACUAUUCUCUUCACACUGACCUCUCUUGAAUUGACUUGUUCUGAACUUCAGUGUGAGUUUUCCAUUGAAGAGUUGCCUUUUAUUCAUGUAACACCACUUGUACACUCUUGGCACAGAGUAAAUUUGUGCCCAACAAAUGGGGAACAGUCCAACUACAAGCCUUCUUUACUAUUGAGUUUUACUGAAUGGUAACAAAAUCUGUCAUUACCACUUCCGUCGUAUGUUGAUGAUAAUUUCCUGACUUCCACAGUGAUUCAUAGAAGGAAUACUGCUCCGAACUUAAAUAUAUUAGUUACUUACAUUACCUCAUUAGCUGCUACAGAGUCCUUGAAACAGUUCUCUGACUGCUCAAACACAGAGUGCAAUAGUUUGGCUACAAGUAAACAAAAAUUUAUUUUUAAUAUUUAACACAAAUUUGCCAUCUGUUCUUCAGAGAACCCUUAUCAGCUUGAAUGGUACUGUGAAACAGUGCAGCCUCAGUAGAAGAAAGUAAACUAUAUGGUCUACAAGUCAACCACAAUGUUAUUGCACCUGAGUGUGAGGGCAUUUCAGUCAGCUCAUGAGUUUACUUUUGCACUUGAAGUCCUUCAGAAUAUGCUCUGUUUUUCUAACAAUCAGACGACUUGUUCUUGAAGCUAUUCAGACUCCACAUUGUAAAAAAUAUUUCUGAUAAUGGCCACAGGAGGCCAAGUGCAAUAAUAUCUCAGUUGGGUAGUACAUAAAUUACACAAAUAAAAAUUGUUAUGUUUGAACUGAUGAGAUUCUAAUGCUGAUAUUGUGUAGUAUUGUAAAUCAUAGUCAUGGCUUGCUUCAGUGGACUUCAUUAACUCUAAAAUUAAUAAUUAAUUUUUACACAUCUCAUUCAUUGUGGGUCACAAUGAUUGUCUAACAUUCAGGUACAUAUAAAAUUGUGACAUUACACUUUAUCAAAUAUAUGAUUAUAAACAACCAAAGUAUCAAUUGAAGGACAUUAUAUUUGCAUUGUUCUGAUUGUGAAAAUUCAAGAGGUAAUUUCUUAUACAUGUUUCACUAGCUCUGAUGCUGCACUGUAUCCCAUUUCCAAACUUUGCAGUAUCUUAAUGUGCUCUCUCUUUUUAAACCAUUGAGGUUCGUGUACUGGCUUCCUCUUUAGAUAUUAACGGUGUUUAUUGUUUAAAGUAAUGUUUAAUUGAGUGUUGUGUGUGUGUGUGUGUGUGUGUGUGUGUGUGUGUGUGUGUGUGUGCACGCAAGGGAUAAUCAGUGUUUUCCUAGCUACAUUUAUUAAGUUUAUUUAUUUCACUUUCAUAAGUAGUGUCAGAAGUGUUGUAUAUUAGUUUGUACAGUAUUUUCAUUGACAUGUUGUACUGUGGAGGAAGAUUUAGUUUCCUUACAUCACAAGAGGAAUUUUUUUGUCUCCAGAGAAACCGAUUUCAUAUUUCUGUGUGCCAAAGUGGAACGUGUCAUGUAUUUUCUUAUGCUGACUGAGCAAUUGUUAUCAGAAGCAAAGAAUAACAUUUGCUAUUAGCAAGAAAUGUUCGUUUUAUGUUUGUCAAAUUUUUAAUGACUUUGUACCAAUCUGAAGGCUGUGAAAUUCAACUCACAUUUCUGUGUACUGUUGUGUGUGAAAUUAUUUGUUCUUGUUUUGUAUAGUGUGAUUACCUAUGUAGAAUAGUAAUUACUUUUUAUUUUACAAGACCAUUGUCUUAAGUACAAAUGUUGAGCAGAAAUGCAAAUGUAUUUACAAAUGACUUAUGUACAUUACAAGAAUGAAGUUUGAUUACAAGUGUGUAAGGUAACAAUGUAAUGUAUUGUAAGGUUUUCCCAGUGUUCUCUUUUGUAAAAAAGAAAAAAGCUAACCUGUAAAUUUUUAGCUCUCAUAAUUUUAUACU